AUGGAUGCCGAUGCCAACGAAGAAUUCACCCGGGAGCUGGAGAGAAUGGUGGAGGAUCAUCGGGAGAAUAUCCCUACGCUUGCUAGGGGUGAGAGCAGUGCGCCCCGCAAAGGCGUAGGAUGGGCGCCCCGCAAAGGCGUAGGAUGCGCGCUCUUGUCAUCAUCUCAGUGCGCGCGCCUUGCUGACUUGUCCAUCACCACCUGCCCUUCACACCCCACCUCCCCGCCGCAGGCUUCUUGGAGAGCAAGCGGUACAUGUCUGCCUCUGCCAUUUCCGCAUUCCUGGAUGGCGCGAUUCACAGUCGAAUAGGCGAGUCGAGUGGAAAAGAGUCCGUCGUGCUCCAUCCUACCUCGUACCUCGCGCCUGGUGCUGACGUUCGCUCAUCUUUCUCGCUUCGCUGGCGACCUCGCACCUCACCGCGCUGCGAGAGACAGGCAUUCGUCUGAUCGCCGAACAACACCUCGCACUGACCUCUUCGCACACGCAGGGAGCUGCGAGCGCUACAUCCGUAGGCAUCAUCGACACUUCGCUCAACGCUGCCGAUCUCAUCCGAGGCUGUGCGGAGUUCGUGCACGCGCUUUGCGAGACGAGUCUUGGAUGCGCGCCAGAACUCAAGUUGGAGGGCGAUUUGGGCAGCACUUUUUGCGGCGUUGCUAGUCAUCUGGUGAGUGAGAGCAAGAGGUCGCAUCUUGGCUGCGUCGCGCGCCCCCUUUGCGCCCUUCUCCCCCUUUGCUUCCUGCUGACCACGCACAGAGAUCGCUCACUCCAACAGACGUACACGAUGACUGAGCUGCUCAAGAAUUCCUACAGAGCUACGGCGGAGAGGUACAUCCGAAGAGGCGGAGAAGCGGCACUGGGUCCCAUGCCCAGCGUCAAGAUUACCGUCGCUCGAAGUCGCAAGCACCUGACCAUGCGCAUCAGGGAUGAAGGCGGCGGUGUUCCUCCCGGUGCGUAUUUCCUGCUCCAUCUCCUUUUCACACCUCCGCUCACACACGCGCACAUUCCCCCCCCAUGCCCGUCUCCAGCGCACUUUUCCAAGAUUUUCGAAUACACCUUUACGACUGCCUCUUCGCCUUCGGAAGAGGAGGUGGAAAUAUCCGCAAUGGCAGGCGGUGGGAUGGCGCACCCUUCGGAGCUGCAAAAUACCAGCGCGGUGGGUGUGGACGUGCUGAGCCAGAUGGGCGCAGCGGGAGCGGGCGUAGGAGGAGGGAUGGGCACGCUGGCGGGUUUGGGCUACGGCUUGCCCAUGAGUCGGUGAGUGUGCCUGCCUGCCCCUGCCCCUGCCCCUGCUGUCUUUCUUGCGGCACCCGAAUCUGUGCUGCUGCUGCGAAGCUUGAUCUCGCACGAGGCUAACGGCAUCGCGCAACGCUCACCAGCAUUUAUGCCCAGCAUGGAAGAGGUAGCUUGGACCUCGUCAGCAUGUACGGGUAUGGAUGCGACACGUUUAUGAAGAUCAGAGCUAAUCCUCUGGACGAGAGGUGA
Messenger RNA from Ceraceosorus bombacis, 1482 nucleotides. The record is from the annotation of a GenBank genome assembly. NCBI's taxonomy places the organism in Eukaryota, Fungi, Basidiomycota, Exobasidiomycetes, Ceraceosorales, Ceraceosoraceae.